CGCCGAGAGUCAUCAUUCCACCACCAAUAUCGUUUCACUUCCGAUUCGAGUGUAAAUUCCAUAUCUAUUUCUUCAACUACCGCUACCGUUACCACCAGUUACAGUUGCUGCCUUCUUUGCUCCGAAGUCGUUUCCUUCCUCGACGCAGAUCACGAUGGCCGCUUCUGCUGUGAUGCAAUCCAUUCUGUCAACCACCGCUACUCGAGGUGUUUAUAGGACAACGACGAAUCGCCUACUCCCGGCGGCGCUUCGACCGUGCUCCCGGAGUACGGCCGCCUUUCGAGUGCGAUGCAUGGCGGAGGAGGAUCAGAGAGAGCAAGCGAUUCCAUCAUCGAUCCCACCGUCACCUCCCAAACCAGAGCCAUCUCCCUCGCCACCGUCUAAGGUGACGAGUACGAAACUAACAGAUAUUUUGGCGUUCAGCGGGCCAGGGCCAGAGAGGAUCAACGGGCGGCUAGCGAUGAUCGGGUUCGUGGCUGCUCUGGCAGUUGAAGUAUCGAAAGGGCAGGACGUGUUCGAGCAAAUAGCCAACGGAGGGAUUCCAUGGUUUGUGGGAACGAGCGUGGUUCUGACAUUGGCAUCAUUGAUUCCAUUGUUUAAAGGAGUGAGCGCUGAGUCGAACUCGAAGGGGAUAAUGAGUUCUAACGCCGAGCUGUGGAAUGGGAGGUUCGCCAUGUUGGGCCUUGUUGCCUUGGCCUUCACUGAAUAUGUUAAAGGUGGAAGCCUUGUAUAAGUUUUACACAUUUUAUGCAAUGUCUAAUAUAGUAUUCUAUUAAUCAAAUGAAUUUAGGAAUGUAAAGGAAAGAAGCUAUUCAAGUGUAGUAAGAACCUUUAUCAUGAGCCAAUAUUAUUCCUUUAUGUUUAUUUUUUUAUUACUAUUCAAUCAUAUUAUGGAAUCUCCAUCGAUUUGUUAA
This is a messenger RNA of Cucumis sativus (cucumber), 914 nucleotides long. Its product is annotated as early light-induced protein 1, chloroplastic. The transcript has 3 exons. The record is from RefSeq and is a predicted model, not a curated record. Lineage: Eukaryota; Viridiplantae; Streptophyta; Magnoliopsida; Cucurbitales; Cucurbitaceae. The coding region runs from base 155 to 733 and encodes 192 amino acids.